This is a messenger RNA of Cavenderia fasciculata, 1317 nucleotides long. RefSeq lists its product as uncharacterized. The record is from RefSeq and is a predicted model, not a curated record. NCBI's taxonomy places the organism in Eukaryota, Evosea, Eumycetozoa, Acytosteliales, Cavenderiaceae. The coding region runs from base 1 to 1317 and encodes 438 amino acids. The transcript has 2 exons.
AUGAUAAUCAAAUAUGAUAGUAAUUAUGCACCUUUGGUAUCCAAGGAUCGUCAACUAGAACUCAAACUUCUCCCAAAGUUGCUGUCGUACGACUCCAACUUUAACCCAGAGGCAGCACUCUUUGGAACCUUUAAGCCUACACAACAUAUCUUUUGUUCAAACAUUGAUAGUACUGCCUCGAUUGAAAGCAUUUUGAAAUUAUUGUCGACACUUAACAAAGAGGGCGAUAAAGAGAAUGAAAAACUGUUGGCCUACAUCCUGCACAACGAUCACAAUGAUGGUCUUGUCAACACAUAUGUCAAAAACCUGUCUGGCAAUGAGCCACUCUCAAAAGAUAUCGUCACAGAAGACAUCGAAAAUGAUGACAUUAAAGAAGAUAAUGACGAUAACUCUAACCCAGGAACAGACGCCAGCAUGGUUGGAAAGGGAAUUCCAAUGACUAAUUCAUUCGAGGUCUUUGCUUCGAGAAACCGACUAGGAGAAAAGGAUGUUUGGAGAACGUUGGACAAAUCACUGGGCCCCACAGAGAAGAUGGUCGUUUCGACUUGGAGCUCCUACAAUGGAGACCCACAAAAACAAGAGAAAGGUCUUCCCCAAUCGCUUGACCGACCCAAUAUCGUACCCUUCAACACAUUCACCAGUCCAGAAAUUCGCUUUGGAGAAGUCAAAGGCCGAGUCUCGUGGCGUGGCUUCUCAAUGAAGGAGCACUCCAAGAUUGGAUUCAAAAUGGAUAAAGCCACCAAUAGCGAAUGGGAUAUGGAACUACCCAAGGAGAAAGAUGAAACGAUGGAUAAAGAGAUCAAAGACCUCUCCGGCCAAAUGAAAUUAUUUUCGGACGAUAUACAUGAAGCCGUGGAAGAGCUUAUCCCUUUGCUCGUCAAAACUGGAAAACACACAUUUGAGAAGAAAGUAGUGGUUGGUGUCGACUCGUCUUCAAAAAAGCUUGAUCAAACGAAAUCUGUUACAGCAAAUUUUGUCAGUGAAUCAAGUUUCAAUGUCUCUCCCAUGAGAGUUAGAGUGACAUCAGCAUCGAUACUGGAUUCCCUACAACAAGAAGAUAAAGUAUUAAAACACAUGAUAAGCGAUCUAAUCUCUAAAAUGAUCAGAUGCGAAAAUAAACUGUGCUAUAACGAUAUCCCAAAGCUGAUCGAGAGUUACAAACAAAAGUUGGACAAAAUAAUUAAAGCUAAGCAAGGAAAACAACUUCCAUCAAUCUAUCAUCAAUCAUAUGAUGCUCCACAACAAAUAAUACUACAAGAACAACAACAACAAGACCAAUCACAAAAAAGAAAAAAAACACCAACCUUUCCUCGUUAA